AGCAAAUUCAGUUUCGGUUUCCAAACCGAUUGAGCAAGCCGGGAGGGACGGGGAAGGCCCAGCUUGUGAGCCUAAGGCAGCCCAAGGAGGGAUGGAAUGUGCCCCCCAGUCCUUCAGCCUCCUGGAGAAAGGAUAGACCCCUUACAGAGCAAGGCAGAAGCCGAGAGAAUUUCUCCCAAGGGGCAGCCUGGUUCUGGAGGGAUGGAGCUCUUCCAGAACCUGUAUGAGACCCCUGCAGACAUGCUGUCCGCCUUCGUGGAGCGGAGGCUUCAGCCCGAGGGGGACUGGAAGGAGGAAGUGAAGGAUGCCCAGCAGAGAAUCGAACGUUUCUUCAGGGAUCGGUGCUUCCAUGAUGAGCUGGUUCUAGACCAGGAAGUCAGGGUGUUAAAGGUGGUGAAGGGCGGAUCCUCUGGUAAGGGAACGACACUGAACUACAGCUCCGACGUGGACUUGGUCUUGUUCCUAAGCUGCUUCCCCAGCUUUCAAGACCAGGCAGAGCAUCGAGGAUCGAUCAUCAAAUUCAUCAAGAAGAGACUGACUCAGUACAGCAAGAGCCUGGCCUACAGCAUCACCAUGGUCCCGCAGAGAAAGACGACCAUGGUCCCCCGCUCCCUGUCCUUCCACAUCCAGGCCAGGAAGAACAGUGAAGCUAUUGGAGUGGAUGUGCUCCCCGCCUAUGAUGCUCUAAGAAAUUUUUGCCCGGACUCUAAACCAUCUCCGGAAAUCUAUGAAGAGUUGAUAACCAGCGGCGGCCACCCUGGGGAGUUCGCACCGAGCUUCACAGAGCUGCAGAGGCACUUCGUGAAAAGUCGCCCUGUCAAACUGAAGAACCUUCUGCGGCUGAUGAAACACUGGUACCAGCAGCACUUGAAACCUAAAUAUCGAAAGGCAUCACUGCCCGCAAAAUACGCACUGGAGCUACUGACCAUCUAUGCCUGGGAAAUAGGUACAGACAAGAGCGAUAACUUCGACCUGGAUAAAGGGUUUAGAGCCGUGAUGGAACUCCUUGUAGAUUAUGAAGACAUCUGCAUCUAUUGGACCAAGUACUAUGAUUUCCAAAAUGAGACUGUCAAAAUCUAUAUCAAACAACAGUUGAAGGAAUGCAGGCCAGUUAUCCUGGACCCGGCUGAUCCCACCAACAACCUGGGAAAAGAAAAGAGAUGGGACCUGGUAGCCAAAGAGGCCGCUCACUGCCUGAGACAGGCCUGCUGUAAGAAUGACGACUCCAGCCAGGACUGGCACGUACAGCCAGCACGGGAUGUCCAGGUGUUGGUGAAAAAGACAGGAGAGGAGUCCUGGACCCUGUCGGUGGAUCCCUACAGUCCCAUCUGGAAGAUGAAAACGGAGAUCAAGAGGAUGUGUGACAUCAGGGGACAGCAGCGUCUCUCCUUCCAGGAGCCAGGAGGAGAACGGCAACUGCUCAGCAGCCAGCAGACCCUGGCACAUUAUGGGAUCUUCUCUAAGGUUAGCAUCCGGGUCCUGGAGACCUUCCCUCCCGAGAUCCAGGUCUUUGUGAAGGACUCUAGCGGCCAGAGCAAGCCUUACGCCAUCGACCCUGACGACUCCAUCCAUACCUUGAAAGAGAAGAUUGAGGAGGCUGGGGGACCUUAUGUGAGGGAUCAGAUACUAAAGUUUCAGGGCCGGAAACUAAGGAAUCACUGCAGCCUUUCAGACCUGCAGAUCAAAGACUGUGACACCAUCAUGCUCAUUAGAAGCCACAGGGCUCCAGAAGUGCCCCUGGUGUGGGCCCCAGAAGUGCCCCUGAUGUGGGCCCCAAAAGUGCCUAUGUACCGGAUAUACACGAUGUAGACUUCCAUGGCUCGGUUCCCACACCCACCCCUUUCUACCCAGGCCACUGUGAUUUCCUGAAGCAUAAAUAUGAACGUACCCUUUCCCUGUAUGAAGUCCUCCAACAGCUCCUAUUACUUAUAUAAUAAAGUUCAAGUUCUUUUGCUUGGCA
This is a messenger RNA of Hyaena hyaena (striped hyena), 1960 nucleotides long. RefSeq names its product 2'-5'-oligoadenylate synthase-like protein 2. NCBI's taxonomy places the organism in Eukaryota, Metazoa, Chordata, Mammalia, Carnivora, Hyaenidae. Gene Ontology annotation, biological process: negative regulation of viral genome replication; regulation of ribonuclease activity; defense response to virus. The transcript is spliced from 6 exons. The record is from RefSeq and is a predicted model, not a curated record. The coding region runs from base 97 to 1809 and encodes 570 amino acids. Gene Ontology annotation, cellular component: cytosol; nucleoplasm; membrane. Gene Ontology annotation, molecular function: protein binding; 2'-5'-oligoadenylate synthetase activity; double-stranded RNA binding.